Molecule: messenger RNA, 3307 nt
Organism: Paramisgurnus dabryanus
Lineage: Eukaryota; Metazoa; Chordata; Actinopteri; Cypriniformes; Cobitidae
Product: tripartite motif-containing protein 16-like
Molecular function (GO): protein binding; zinc ion binding
Source: RefSeq, a predicted model, not a curated record
UUUAACAGGAAUUCAGAGCUAUCGUUUUACAGAUUGCCAAAAAACACCGAAAGGAGAAGUAAAUAUAUUGUUCAUGCCAAAGACCACUGACAACAGGUGGGUUGACAGGUUGCUAGGGUCACUAACAAGUGCAACUAAAUGUAAUUUUUGCUGAUUAUUGUCAGUUAUACUGACAUCGUCUAAUGAGGAAAGGUGGGGUGACUGGCGGUUUGGCACACAUCAAAGGGAUUUGAUCUGCUAUCUGCUCUGUAAGGAAUUAUUUCACUCAGAAAUGAAAAAUCUGUCAUUGUUUUCUUCCAUUUAUACUUGAAGGCAGAGCAUUUUCAUUCUGUUUUUCAAAAUGUGACUUUCUGUAUGAGACUGACAUCUAGUGGACUUAUUUAUUACAUGACUGUUUGCACACGUUUCAUAAACACAACCAGGAAAUGAUUUGAGUUCAGAGAAACUGAAACUGUUGAGCUGUUGUGUGUUUCGUUUUUCUUUCUGUGUGAACAUACAGUGAAAUGGCAGAAGCCAGUAUUUCAAUGGCUCAGGAUCAGUUCAUCUGUUCAAUCUGUCUGGAUUUACUGAAGGAUCCAGUGACCAUUCCCUGUGGACACAGUUACUGUAUGAGCUGUAUUACAAACUACUGGAAUCAAGAUGAUCAGAAGAGAAACUACAGCUGCCCUCAAUGCAGACAGACCUUCAAUACAAGACCUGAUUUAAAUAAAAGCACCAUGCUGGCUGAAGUGGUGGAGAUGCUGAAGAAGACAAAACUACAAGCUGCUCGUCCUGAUCACAGUUAUGCUGAAGCUGGAGAUGUGAAGUGUGACGUCUGUACUGAGAGAAAACACAAAGCUGUCAAGUCCUGUCUGGUGUGUCUGAACUCUUACUGUCAAACUCAUCUUGAACAACAUGAGAAUUUAUUCAAAGGAAAGAGACACAAAGUGAUAGACGUCACUGGACGACUUCAGCAGAUGAUCUGCCCUCAACAUGAGAAACUUUUAGAGAUUUACUGUAAAACUGAUCAGCUCUGUAUAUGUUAUCUGUGUAUGGUGGAUGAACACAAUGAACAUAAAACUGUAUCAGCUGCAGCAGAGAGGACUGAGAAACAGAAAGAACUGAAGGAGACGCAGAGAAAAUAUCAUCAGAGAAUCCAGGAGAGUCAGAAGAAGCUUCAGGAGCUGAGAGAUGCUGUGGAGACUCAUAAGCGCUCUGCACAGACAGCAGUGGACGACACUGAGACGAUCUUUACUCAACUGAUCCGAUCCAUUGAGAGAAGACGAUCUGAGGUGACACAGCUGAUCAGAGAUCAGGAAAAGACUGCAGUGAGUGAAGCUGAAGGACUCUUGAAGCGACUGGAGCAGGAGAUUGAUGAUCUGAGGAGGAGAGACGCUGAGCUGGAGCAGCUUUCACACACAGAUGAUCACAUCCAUUUCAUCCGGAGUUUCCAGUCUCUCUCUGUUCCUCCUGGAUCUACAGACUCACUCAGCAUCACUGUCAGCUCUCUCAUCUCUUUUGAUGAUGUAGGAAAAUCUGUGUCUCAUCUGAGAGAGAAACUGGAGGAUUUCUGUAGAGAAGAGACAGAGAAGAUAUUUGAUCAAAGUAAAGCACCUGAACCUGAGACCAGGGAGCAGUUCCUAAAAUAUUAUCAUCACUUCACUGCAGAUCCAAACACAGCACAUAAAUAUCUCCGUCUGUCUGAGGGGAACAAAGUGAUUACUGACACUUACACAGUCCAGUAUCCUGACCAUUCAGACCGAUUUGAUGGUUAUCCUCAGGUGUUGUGUAGUGAGAGUUUGUGUGGACGCUGUUACUGGGAGAUUGAGUGGAGAGGUCGAGUGUUUAUAUCAGUGUCAUAUAAGAGCAUCAGCAGGAAGGGAGGUAAAGAGUCUUUGUUUGGAUUUAAUGAUCAGUCCUGGAGUUUGUGCUGCUGUGACUCCAGUUGUUCAUUCUUUCACAAUAACAUUGAGACUAAACUCCCUGUAGUGUCCAGAUCUUCUAGAAUAGGAGUUUAUGUGGAUCACAGUUCAGGAUCUCUGUCCUUCUACAGCGUCUCUGACACAAUGACCCUCAUCCACAGAGUCAAGACCACAUUCACUAAACCUCUCUAUCCUGGGUUUUAUGUUGUUUAUGGAUCAGUGAAACUCUGUGAUCUAACAAUAUAGAUGAUACAGAGAGUCUACAAAUAAUUUUGUCAUAUUAGAUGUAACUGUUGUCAUUCACUAAUUUUUACAUACUGUAUUAUAAAUAUGCAUUUUGUUUUUAUAAUUUGUUUUGUAAUUAAUGUGUUUAUGUUUUCAGUUAUUUCCUCAAAUGCACUUUAAGUAAUGAGUUAAAAUGUUAGUUAAGUAAAAUGUGAUGUAUUGUAAAUUGAUUAAGUUCACUUUAAAUGUAAGGCGCAAAUGCGUCACGUUCGGCGGAAGUGACGAUCUUUCUAGUUGCCGCGAUGGACUGACGAUGAGCGGACGUUUGUGAUUGUCCGCGUGUAUUGCACUUUAAAGUUUAUUAUAUUGUAAAAAAUCUACAAGAAGAUCAUGCAGCUUUAAGGACUAUAAGACCUCUUUCGCAACCAAGCAGCAAACGAGGUAUUUGUGACAUAUUCAAUGUGUUUGUUAAGUUUAUUAUGAGAGAACUGUGUGAUCAUAUGCUGAUGUAUUGAUAAAAUACUCAUUUGCAGUUCUCACGGCGUGAACGCUACAAGUUUCAAGAAUAAACACCCGUUUAAAGAACGACCUGUGUCUGUGGUGUUGUUGAAAGAGCUACAUUAGAAGUCUGAACAUGAUGAAUCAACAACAAAGAAAUUACUAAUUAGUAAUUUUAAAUAACUGAUUAAUGUUAUAUUUUAAUAAUUGUAUUUUGUCCUGUUAAACAGAGGUAGCUGUACAGUAGUUAUUCACAGUUAAUAUUAUUCAUCUACAGCCGUGUAGAUUCUUUUAUGUGUACAAACCACUAUAAAUAAAAUGUUAUACAAUCUACUUAAAUGUAUGGGUCUGAAUUUAAAAUGAAUCUCAAUCCACUUUAAUUUUGGCAUUUAGUUUGACAUUAGUUUAAUCCCAAAUAUACAAUGCUGAAUAUACAACUAUGCAUUUAUACUAAACAUUUCUUACAAUAUGUUUAAAGACCAUCACUAAAGUUAAUUAAUGUCUGAAUUGCACAAAAAUGUCCCAGUACCAUAAAAUCAUUAAAGGAGACAUAACAUGAAAAUCUGACUUUUUCCAUGUUUCACGAGUUCACACUUACAUAUAAUUUAUAGAGUAAUUUUGAAUGCGUGUUUGGCGUUGUGUCCAGGGGAGGGCUUCAAGCUCGGACUUGGCCCGAACCCAGA